This is a messenger RNA of Archocentrus centrarchus (flier cichlid), 2417 nucleotides long. Its product is annotated as putative beta-lactamase-like 1. Bases 230 to 1903 code for a protein of 557 amino acids. The transcript has 7 exons. NCBI's taxonomy places the organism in Eukaryota, Metazoa, Chordata, Actinopteri, Cichliformes, Cichlidae. The record is from RefSeq and is a predicted model, not a curated record.
UCUUCCUCUGGAGCCAGGGAUCGCAGUCAGGAUUAACUGCAUGUAGUAGACGGCCAGUGACGGUUCAUGAGCAGCAGAGCUGGAAUCUUCUGUGGACCUUAUAGGAAAUUAAUUUGUGGAUUUUUCUUGUCUGAUGAUGGAGAAUACCACAGAGAUAACGAAAGGCUUCUGAGAGGCUUCUUUGCACUUCGUUGACUUUGGUUGCUGCCUAUAAGAAGCAUUAAGCACGAUGAAGGUGAAAUGGACCAUGCUCGGCAUGAUUGUCUUCUUCUUGCUCUCUGUGGUCAUGACCUGCUGCUUCAUAUGGCAGUAUAGGAAGCCAAAACUGAAGACAGAUGGAUGGACCAAAACAGUGACAGCAGAAGAAAUGUGUCCUCGCUUUCCGGAGCCUGUGCCGCUCAAGCAUCCCAUCACAUCACUGAGGGUGGCAUUAGAAAAAAUAGAUGUACUCUUGAGGUCAAGAAUUCACACCACCAAGCUACCUUCGAUGUCAGCCAUCGUGGUUUUAAAUGACUCAGUUCUGUGGAAUGGACACUUUGGCAAGAAGAACACAAGUGACCCCUCCUCACCUGCACCCAACGAGUACACAGUGUACAGAAUUGCAAGCCUCUCUAAGAUCUUUCCCACACUGAUGCUAUACAAACUAUGGGAGGAUGGUCUGGUGGACUCUCUGGAUGACCCUCUGGAGAAGUAUUUAGACAACUUCACCAUCAAGAACCCACUGGGGAAGGGCAGGCAACCAGCAUCCUCACCAGUAAGGACCCUGGGCAGCAACACCCCUGAACUCACCCUGCGCAGGAUGGCCAGUCAUCUCUCUGGUUUACCCAGAAGAUUAAGAUCAACUAACCUUCUCUGGAGUGGAGAUACGCAGGAAGCCCUUAAUUUGUUACAAGAUGAUGUCCUUGUGGCAGACCCAGGCACUAAAUGCCACUACAGCAAUGUUGCUUUUUCUUUAUUGGCCAACAUCUUGGCCCAGAAGGUGACUGGCAUAGACUUUGAGAGCUGGGUUUCAAACAACAUUCUCAAGCAACUCAGCAUGGACGACACUGGUUUUAACUUUACUCUAGCCAUUCAGAAGCAAAUGGCUGUGGGUGUGUACAGCAAUGGAAAGCGAGCUCCCCUUUACAACCUUGGCUGGUAUCGGCCUGCGGGUCAGAUGUAUUCCACAGCAGCUGACAUGGCCAAACUUAUGAUGGCUCUUCUGGGUACGUAUGGUGUCACUCUGCUCCACCAGGACACCCUGAACACAAUGAUGACCCCAAUCAUCCGAUGCCACAGAGGCUACUUUGCCAACUUCACUGGUACGCCUUGGGAGAUCAAUGAACAGCUUGGCUACAGUGUGGUGAGAAAAGAUGGUGACCUGGAUGGGUUUGGUGCCACCCUCUCCCUUGUACCCCAGCUCAAGCUGGGACUGGUGAUCUUGAUGGCAGGAGUUCGGCCUACAGAUGAGGACCUUGUGAGCCAGGCAUAUAGCUACCUAAUCCCAGCACUGGAGAAUGCUUUCAGGGAAGCUCAACAAACUCUGAGACCACCACCUGACCCAGCUCCAUAUUUGGGAUUUUUCACUUAUAGGAAUAUGACAUUCUAUGAGAUCAAGGCGGAUUCCGAUGGGGUGCUUGUCAUGCAGCAGUUUGGGCCACAGGUUGACACAACUGUGCCCUCCAAGUAUCGAACUAUUAGGCUGGAUUACCUGCAGGACAGAGUUUUUAGGGUGGUGUUUGAGAGGCCAUACCCUUGCAAGUUGAAGGUUAACAAUGUCCCUGUCUCCCUGGAGGCACAGGACAGACAGCUUUUCAACUUUUAUCCUUUCAACAAGAAAGGUGUGUCACCAGGGUUUGACUCCCCAGGACUCAACACAUACAGGAUGACCAGGAUAGCCGGCAGACCAUAUUUUACCUCAUAAAGACUGGAAUUUAACUUUGAACAAGUCCAUCACUGUAACUGGAGAUUUUAUCAAUGAGAUAUGCUGUGAGAAACAGGCAUGGCCAAAAGCUUUGAGAAUGAAGUAUUGGUUUUCACAAAAUUUACUACUUCAGUUUUCAUGAUGGCAAUUUGUGUAUACUCCAGAAUGUUAUGAAGAGUGAUCAGCUGAAUUGCAAAGUCACCACUGGCGUCAAGACUGUCUUUUACAAAGCAAAUAUUAAUCAGGACUGUGUUUUAUUAUUUACUGGUUAAUCUUCUAUUCAUAACAGAUUUUACCUUUUAGUCUUGUAAAUUCAAAUUGAUCUUUGAAAAUUAUCCUCCUACCAAAUUUCUGGCAAUAGCAAAGCAAAACUAACAGUACUGUGUCCAUUUUUGUUCCUGCACAGUGUUGCAGCAUCUUUUUUUACCCGUAGAGUGCCUGCAGUGUGGUCAGAUUCUGUUCCACUAGGGAAGAAUGUAAAUAUGUUGCAAGUAAAAUAAAAGAAUAUGUUAAA